AUGCGUUCUCUUCUCUUGUCCGCGGCCCUGCCGCUCGCCGCCGAGGCCCUCGUCUUCCGCGACGACAACCAGUUCACCCAGGCGCCUGGCAUUCUGCGCUUCCCCGUCAGCACCACCCUGAUUCCCGGCAAGGCUCUGAGGAGUCGGCAGGAUGAUGUCGGCCUGGCGGACCAGAAGACUGGCCUGAUGUACACCAUCGACGUCACGAUCGGUACUCCUGGCCAAAAGGUCAGCGUGCAGUUCGACACGGGCUCUCCCAACCUUUGGGUCAACCCUCAGUGCAGCACGGCUCCCAACAAGGAGCUGUGCACCAAGUUUGGCCAGUUCACCCACUCCACGACUCUGGUCGACCUCAAGCAGAGCGGACAGCUGAGGUACAACAUCGGCCGAGUCAACGUUGAGUGGGUGUACGACUACGUCAACAUUGGCAACUCGAGGAUCAACCAGCAAAUCUUCGGUGUUGGCACCGCCAGCACGCAGCUGUCGGCGGGUAUCCUGGGUACCAGCCCCGACCUCACCGGUUGGAAGAGCCCCUACCCCCUGGUGCUCGACCAGCUGGCUCAGCAGAACUUCAUCAAGAGCCGUGCUUUCAGCAUGGAUCUUCGGCCCGUUGGCGAUGAGCGCGGUUCCGUCAUCUUCGGCGGUAUCGACACCAAGAAGUUCACUGGUCCUCUCCACAAGCUGCCCAUCGUUCCCGCGAGCCAGUCUCCCGACAAGUACACUCGCUACUGGGUCAACGUUGAUGGAAUUGCCAUUACCACUGCUGACGGCAACGCCCAUACCAUCUUCGACAAGACGGCCGGCCUGACUGCUUACCUCGACAGCGGCACCACCGUGAGCCAGCUGCCGCCUGCCAUGUUCAACGAGGUGCUCAAGCUCUUCCCUGGAGCCCGCAAGGACACCCGCUACAACCAGUGGUACGUCGACUGCUCGCUGGUCAACAGCAAGGGCUUCGUCAGCUUCAAGUUCGGAAACGUUGUCAUCAAGGCCCCCUUCCGCGACUUCAUCUGGCAGCAGCCCGACUACAAGGUCUGCGUGCUUGGCUUUGUUCCCGAUGCUGGAAACCAGUUCAUUCUCGGUGACACCUUCCUCCGCUCUGUGUACACCGUCUUCGACUGGGACAACCAGAACGCGUACGUUGCUCAGGGCGAUGACUGCGGCAGCCACAUCAUCCCCAUCGGUAAGGGCGCCGACUCCGUCCCCGAGCUGGUUGGCGAGUGCGGCCGUCCCACCACUUCGUCGACGACCUCGCACUCCAAGACCACGUCCGAGACCAAGACGUCGUCCCACACCAAGACCGACACGACGACCACGUCCAAGCCUACCAAGACCGGCUCGAGCUCUUCUGGCUCCGUGACGUCCACCCCUAGCGGCUCGACCUCCAGCCACGGCACCGUCAGCUCCACCACCGGCUGGCACAACGGCACGACGACGGCGGCCCCGACUUACACGUCGACGGUCCGCACCACGCGCACCUACACCAUCACGUCGUGCGCCCCCACGGUGACCAACUGCCCCGUCGGCCACGUCACGACCGAGACCAUCACCUCGCUGACGACGUGGUGCCCCGGCGAGACGGCCAAGCCCACCGUGACGGAGACGGCCAGCUGCCCCGAGAUCACGGGCACCUUCACCAUCCCCGCCCCGCCGUGCACCAAGUCUCCCUGUGCCUCGCAGUCGGCGCCUGCCGUCGUCACCGUCGUGCCCAUCACGACCCACUCCGUCACCGUCACCGUGCCCGGCUGCCACAGCUGCGGCCCGGCGCCCACCGACGUCACCACCCCGGCCGUCACUUACACGGCGACGACGCCCGCCGGCACUGCGCCCGGCAUCUCCACCGUCACCAAGCCGUGCACCACCUGCAGCGCGCCCACCCAGAGCGCGCCGGUCACCGCUGGCGCUGCCAAGACGGUCGGCCUCUCCGCCGCCGGCGUAGUUGCCGCUGUCCUCGCUGUUGCGCUCAUGUAA
Messenger RNA from Purpureocillium lilacinum, 1968 nucleotides. RefSeq lists its product as uncharacterized. The record is from RefSeq and is a predicted model, not a curated record. Gene Ontology annotation, biological process: proteolysis. Lineage: Eukaryota; Fungi; Ascomycota; Sordariomycetes; Hypocreales; Ophiocordycipitaceae. Gene Ontology annotation, molecular function: aspartic-type endopeptidase activity.